AUGAGAAGAGGAAGUGGAGAUAAGGUAAUAUAGACGUUAGUUUUUGGUUUGGAAAUUGUUUUUGUUUUGAUUUUUGGUCUGAAGGAGUUCUGGAUGUAAAUUAAUGACUCGGUGCAGAAUGCCAAAAUUUAGGUUUUUGUGGUGAGACCAACAUUUUUUGUUUUUGUUGGGUUUAUACAACAAAAAUUUCAUUUUUUUGUGGUUUCUAAGCUACAAACGCUUUACGUGAUAUUAAAGUGCCAUUUUAAAAUUUUAAAUUAAAAAAAAACUUUUUUACUUUAGGUCCCUCGUCCUCAAAACGAUCAAAGUGCUGACAAAACAGUUGGGUUGGAGCGGCGCUGGGCGCCAACAGCGUCAUGUUUGAGCCAGGUCAGCCGCAAAUCGAGCACUACACGCUGUUUCAGACGUUGAAAAGUGUAGCGCUCACCUUACUGGUAUUAUGGACGGUGGCAGCAAAUGCGCUGGUUUUUGUUGUACUGUACAAAAAUCCUCGCUUACAAACAGUGCCUAAUUUAUUAGUGAGUUUUUCAGUUUUUUUGAUUAUGAUACUUGUAUUAUCAUUGAGAUACAGUUUUCUUAUUUUGAGUACGAUACUAUGACUGAGCGUUAUAUUUUCGGUUUUUUAUAGUGAUAUAUAGCUUAAAAAUUAAAUUUUUUUUUCAAUUUUUUUAAGGCUAUUAAGCCUAAGACUAAAGCUAAGCCUAAACUCACGUCUAAGCCUAAGCAUAAGUCUAAGCCUAAGCCUAAGCCUAAGCCUAAGCCUAAGCCUAAGCCUAAGCCUAAGCCUAAGCCUAAGCCUAAGCCUAAGCCUAAGCCUAAGCCUAAGCCUAAGCCUAAGCCUAAGCCUAAUCCUAAUCCUAAGCCUACGCCCAAGCCUAAGCCUAAGCUUAAGUUUAAGCCUAAGCCUAAGCUUAAGCCUAAACUUAAACCUAAGCUUAAAAAUAUAUGGUGCAAAAUGGCUUAAUUUUUUCUUACUCGCUCAAUUUUGCCAUUUUUUAAAAUGUUUUAAAGCCUUUUUCAAGAUUUCGUAGAUUUUUUUCAAAAUUAAAAAAAAACUCUUUGAGAAUGUACAUGUAACAACUUUGGAAAUGCGUUACAUUCAUUUCUAAUGACUGCAGGAAGUCAUUAUCUCCUCUAACGACUCAACAUUGACGUCUUAAAAGAGGCGAGAAUUACUUUCAAGUAUUUUUACAUUCUUGGAAAUCUUUCAAAAAAAGAUACGAAACCAAAAAUAAAUUAGAUUAUUUGCUUUUGCCUUGGAACUUUGGCCUAGGCGACACUUAUGAGUUGUUUUGUUAACGAUAUUUCUCGAAAUUUCAAUGGAAUGUGACAAAGUUUGGGGGAUGGAGUGACAUCAAGAUAUAAAAGUGUAAAGACUUGGUUUAUGUGGAUAUAUUUAGCAUAAUAUACAUAUUAAAAAGGCAUUCAGAAAGCAGUUUUGAGUCAAUUUUAAAUUAGUCUAUUAAGCUAUCUCUCCUCUAACGACUCCAAGACAACUAAUAUUGUUAUUGUGAUAAGUAGUACUAUUAUUAGGUGCCGACAUAAAGAACCCGCCAUUUUUUACAGGAAAUUACAGGAAAAGUGUGGCGGGUUCUAUAUGUCGGCACCUAAUAGGUUGAAUUAAAAGUAGCGGGACAGUCUUUGCUCAAAAAAUUAAAAAAAUUAUAAUUGUCCCAAAACUUUCGGGUCAACCUAAUAAUAAGGCUUAUUUUAUCAUAGCUAGUAUAUAUUAAAAGCGAAAUUUAAGAUGUACCAUUAAGCACCAGCUUGUUGGUGCUCAAAAACCACGUUCUGUUUAUUUGUCAAAUUUCAGGCUUAAUAUUUGAGUAAUUGUUUUCGGCCUUAAUUUGACACUUGAAAUUAAAACUGGUCGUUUUUGAGAAUAAGAUAUGUAAAAUGCUAGAAUUUUCCGAAUAAAUACGUACUUUCGUUUUAAUUGGUACAAAAUAGCACGUAUUUUAGUCUGGGAUGAUUACGUGGGCUUUGAUCAGGCAAAUUUUUGGGCUUUUAUUGUAAGCAUUGUUCUAAUCAUUAAUGUUAACAAAAGCUGGAAACAUAAGAAAUUACUGUACUUAAAGUAGCAUUAGAACUAUACAACUAUGAAGAUAAAUAUCAAAGCAAAAAGACACCAAAACUACCUAAGAUAUCAAUAAAACAACAAAAAGUACAGUAUAAUUUACCCUAUUAAAUGCCGACAUAAAGAACCCGCCAUACUUUUCCUGUAAUUUCCUGAAAAAAAAUGGCGGGUUCUUUAUGUCGGCACCUAGUACACCAUCCCUAACCUCAUUCUUCGAAUUUUCAGGUGGGUAACUUGGCUUUCAGCGACUUAUGCCUCGGACUGGUCGUGUUGCCAUUGUCUUCAGUGUAUGCCAUCGCCGGGGAAUGGUUGUUUCCCGAAACGCUGUGUGCCAUCUUUGUAUCCGGUGGGUAAACAUGAAUAUUUAUAAGGUGUGAAUGGAUAUAUUUCGCUUCGAAAUAUACAACAAUAAUGCUCGUAUAGAGAAAAUAUUUGAGCAUAACAACAUGAAAAUGAUGUUGGAUUCAAGAAAAAUGCCUUUAGGCAAAUAAAAAUUGAAAAAAAUUUUAAAAAUUUAAACGUUUUUCAAAUUUUUUAGAUAUAAAGGGGGGGGGGGUUGGGUUGUUAAAAUUUUUAAACUAAAAAAUCUAAAAAGUUACAAAUGUCAUUUCAGCCGACAUUCUCUGCUCAACUGCCUCAAUAUGGAACCUAUCAAUCGUCGGUCUGGACCGUUAUUGGGCCAUAACAUCGCCCGUUGCCUAUAUGGCCAAGCGUAACAAACGCACGGCGUUAGUUAUGAUCCUAGCCGUCUGGGUGUCAUCAGCUCUGAUCAGUUUGGCCCCACUAUUAGGCUGGAAACAGAUAGCCGAACACGGGAAUCUGGUCAUGAUCAACGGGACAUGGCAAUGCACGUUCUUGGACUUGCCAUCGUAUACGAUCUACAGUGCGACUGGGAGUUUUUUCAUCCCGUUAACUGUGAUGUUCUUUGUGUACUUCAAGAUCUACCAAGCCUUUGCUAAGCAUCGUGCACGACAGAUUUAUAGACAGAAGGUAGGUUCUUGUUUGGUACUAAUAUUAUUUUUUGGUUGAUAUUGUACUAAAGUAAUUUUGGGUACUAGUACUAUAGUACAAUAUAUUUUUUUUGGUACUAAUACUAUAGUACAAAAUUUUUUUACAUUAUGGUGGUAUGCAAAAUAAGGGGUGUUUUCAUGUUUCCAAAUUGCAUUAUAUUAACAACCAAAGCUUACUAAUAUCGGUUUCUUUUGACGGUUUAUAUGUGCUGGAAUUGAAGGUCGUAACACAACUUUUAGUACUAUAGUACUGUGACAUAAAAAAUACUUAACAUAUAUACUUUUUUAUAAUUGUAUUACCUAUUUGUAUAUAUGCGCAUGUUAUAUUAGGCGCCGACAUAAGGAACCCGCCAUUUUUGACAAGAAAUUACAGGCAAAGUAUGGCGGGUUCUUUAUGUCGGCACCUAAUAGUACAAGUACUGAAAGUUGUGCGAAUUUCCUUGAAAAAUGGAUUUACUGCGGUGAUGGGGGUGGAUUGGCAUGUAUAUGUAUAGCCCAUGUUGACUUUAUUUUAAUUUUUAGCUGGCAACGUCUUCGCAUGUAAGCCCUUAUGUUUCUCCCUGAUAUUAAUCAUUGUUGUAUGCUUACAUUUCACCAACUUUUAACAUUUUAUCAAUAGUUUUUCCUUUUGCACUUUUUCAAAAUUUCUUAAAAUUUUUUGCUUUUGCACGGCCAGUUUUAGUAUCAUCCAUAUGACCAGUUAACAACGUUUUUUACGUCAAUGUAUUAAGUGCCGACAUAAAGAACCCGCCAUUUUUUACAGGAAAGUACAGGAAAUUUAUGGCGGGUUCUUUAUGUCGGCUUCUAAUAACAACCUUUUUUUCGUUACUGUAACACUAAAAUUUUAAAUGUUAGCACAAAAACCCUUAUAACACCAUUUGCCAUAUCUGUCAUUUCUCAGUAUCUGUGCCAUUGCCUCUACACCGCACGAUAAUUCUUUAAAAUUCACUUUUUUAAACCAAGCACGCUUUAAAAAACAAUUUUAAACUUAAACCAAGUAGUUUUGCACUGUUUUUUCAAAGCACAACUUCUUUUAUGUGGUUACACUUUUUACUGUAGGUCAUUCGAAAACAUAUUGAGUCGACGAUUCUACACGAAAUCAGCCAUGUCUUACCGACAUCGGAUGAGUUUGCAAAAGAAGAGGAGGAUGAAGAAGAUGAGGAUGAUAGUAGUGGUGAGUUAGGAGUUUUUGAGAGCUUUUACUAGGUCUCGACAUAAAGAACCCGUCAUACUUUUCCUGUAAUUUUCUGUAAAAAAAUGGCGGAUUCUUUAUGUCGGCACCUAAUACUAGGCUUGAAGUUAGAAAUAAACUGACUUUUUUGCUUUGAGUUAAGUGUAGGCUAAAAUUUAGGCUUCGAAUGAAGCUUAGGCUUUUAUUAUUGAUACAUUUAGAAUCUCAUGUGUAAUAUCAAAACACAAAGUGUGAUAACCAAUAAUUCCAGAAAGAUCAAAGGAAAAAGACUCAAAAUCACCGAACGGGGUGAUUGUUGAAGAAGACGAAGAUGCCAUAAUGGAAGAAGAUGAAGAUGAGUAUGAAGAAGAAGACAGCGAUUACAAUACAAACCUCAGGACGACGGAAAACGUGACACAAGUUACAGUAGCCGUUACUGUAAGAUUUUUUAAUUGUUAUUUUAGUUGAUUUAGUUCGCUUAUUAACUGUUAGUCAAGCAGGUGUUGUGUAAUAACAUUACAUUAACCAUACGACAAAGUUUUAUAUUAAGUUAGGUUAAAGACAAUAGAUUGGAAUAGGGGGGAGGUUAGAGUUCAAAAAGCAAAUUUAAGCUUAAAAACAAAAAAAUGGAAAAAUUUAAGCCUAAAAGCAGAAAAACGAAAGGAUUUAUGCCUAAAAACUAUACAAAACAAGUAGUAUAAGCCUACAACUCCACUGAAAGUACAAAGUUAAGCCUAUAAACUUACAGACGCCAGCAGAACAAAAAUCAGUGAUAGUUCGACGAGAAGCUUGUCAAAAUGGUGAUACGAAGCCUAAGACCAAUUAUGAAAAGUGUGUAGCUUUCCGGAAAGAAGAUGCUCAUCCAGAACUACAAGAAGGCCGUAAAGAUCAUCCUGUCAUCAGCUAUGAAAAAGUAAAACGUCACAAACAAAGGUAAGUUAUUUUAAGUUUACAAGUUUAGUUGGGACAGUUGGUACAGUAUCACAAGUUUGACUGGGACAGUUGGUACUAAUACUUUUUUAUAAAGUAUUACUUGCCGACAUAAAAAACCCGCCAUUUUUACAAGAAAUUAUAGGCAAAGUAUGGCGGGUUCUUUAUGUCGGCACUUAACAUUAGGUCUAACCAAAAGAAACGGGGCACUUUUCAGUUGAAAAAUAAGUGAAAAGUGUCCCGGUACUUUUGGUUUAACCUAAUAUUAGACGCGGUUACCUUUAAAAUAUGUAAUAAAACUUUCUCAUCAUAUUUAGAACGACCAUAUAAAUUUCAGAAAAGAACGAAACUAUCGUAAGAGCUUACAAAAGAAGCCUAGAGCCAUUUCGGCCGCUAAGGAACGCCGUGGAGUGAAAGUUCUUGGCAUCAUUCUUGGAUGCUUUACUGUUUGCUGGACGCCUUUCUUUAUGUAAGUACUAUAUAUCAUACAGUAUUGACUUUACAUUUUGUGAGCUUCAACGAUUACAUAUAUUAUACCUAAUUAUAAAACUAUUAAGUGCUGACGUAAAGAACCCGCCAUUUUUUACAGGAAAUUACAAGCAAAUUAUGGCGGGUUCUUUAUGUCGGUGCCUGAUAUAUAUCAUAAACAACGCUUAUUGACUUCACAAUCUUGAAGCCUUUAGUUAAAAUUAAAUAUAUUAUACACUAUUUAAAAAUUAGUUUCAAAAAAUAUUUUUUAAAAAAAUUAUGUUUUCUGAAAAAUUACUUUCAGCAUGUACGUGGUAGUACAAUUUUGCUCAACGUGUAAGAUCAACCCGCAUGUUGAGAUGUUCAUCACCUGGCUUGGCUACAGUAACUCGGCCAUGAACCCCAUAAUUUAUACGGUAAUUUUUAUGUUUGUUACCUAAAUUUUUUUUAAAAUUUUUUUAGUUUAAAAAAAAAUUUAUAAUUUUUAAAAUGAUGUUUAAUGUGAAGUUCAAACCUCUUCCAAGCCUAAAUUAAUUUUAAAAUUGAAAUCUAGGUAUUCAACCGGGACUACCAGAUCGCCCUGAAGCGCCUGUUCACGGCCGGCUCCAAAUCGCCGAGUCUGGUGCCGGCCCGCCCAUUCUGA
Messenger RNA from Bursaphelenchus okinawaensis, 6299 nucleotides. The record is from the annotation of a GenBank genome assembly. NCBI's taxonomy places the organism in Eukaryota, Metazoa, Nematoda, Chromadorea, Rhabditida, Aphelenchoididae.